Molecule: messenger RNA, 2223 nt
Organism: Pimephales promelas (fathead minnow)
Lineage: Eukaryota; Metazoa; Chordata; Actinopteri; Cypriniformes; Leuciscidae
Gene: gdf9
Product: growth differentiation factor 9
Cellular component (GO): extracellular region
Molecular function (GO): growth factor activity; cytokine activity
Source: RefSeq, a predicted model, not a curated record
UUUAUGUUUAAUUUUGCCUAUGUUGGGGAGAAUUUUGUCCUCGCGAUGCUAUUUAGCUAACGACACGUUGCCAAACAGCCAUAAUUUUCUGUUAGACUCGCUCUUUUCGGCAUUAGCCUAAAUAAACCAUUGAACUUCAAGCAAUUGCAAUGUGGCGUUGUUUGAAACGUUUACAAUCAAACUACACCGUCUUUUGUGCCAAAACCUCCUGAUUGCGCACACCUGUCUCCCAGGGAAGGGCGCCGGAAGUGGCAAGUGAGGUUUGGCCGAAGACUCCGAAGUCUAUCCAGGACUGUUCUUAAAUAAACGCACUUUAUUUAUUAUGGCGAAGCCGCUUUUGAAAUAUGGUACGCGUUGUUCCCUGUCCAGAUACUUUAUGCUUGUCGCGGUUAUCGGCCUGUCAUUUACAUCAUGCUACAACUUUGAAAACGAGUCUGUUGAACCCGACGUCUCCCUUCACCAUGGUAAUAUCCUGAGCCCUUUGCUGAAGGCGUUGUCAGAGCAGAACCCUUGGGGAGAAUUCACACCGCGAGCCAAGCCUGACUCCAGAUUUGUACGUUACAUGAAGAGACUGUAUAAACUAUCCUCCAAACCCGACAAGAGUCCCGAGGCCUCUCACCUGUACAACACAGCGCGACUGAUCACACCCCGAGAGGAGUGUCUCGAGCAAAACCGAGAAUUCUUCAUGCAGGAUAUUUCCUACAGUCUGAAUCGAGUGAGGUCUCAGGAGCAGUUGCUGAAGUCAGUCCUGUUGUACUCCUUCGACCACAACCACGUCACCCCGUUCACGUCGCUCUGUUACCUGGAUGUAAAGGAGCAGAAACCCUCGAGGGAUCAGAUGUGCUCUCACCAUCUCAGCAGCACCCAGCAGUCGGUCCCGCUACUCAGCUUCCGCGUCCACACCGAGAGAAGAGUCCGUCGCCGCUGGGUGGAGGUCGACGUGACCUCCUUCCUCCAUCCUCUCAUUCAGGCCCAUAAGAAGGACAUCCAUCUCCUGAUCAACUUGACCUGCGUUGCGGAUAUGGUCCCCAGACCUGGAGGCCAGGUUCACAAGAGUCCGGUCGAGCUAACUCACAGGUCCCCGUCCCUUCUUUUGUACCUAAAUGACACCAGUGAGGUCGCAUACCAGAGAAGAGCCACGCAAGGUAGGAUGGUCGAUCUGACAUCCAACCACUGGGAUGGAAAGUCCACAGCGUGGGAGUCUGCCUCACGAAAGCGACGAGGAACCCCAAAGAGCACCAAUUUGCCGGAAACCAUGCCCAAACUCAUCCCCAUGUAUGACUUUCCAACAGAUGAAUGUGACCUGUAUGAUUUCAGAGUGAGCUUCAGUCAGCUCAAACUGGACCACUGGAUCAUAGCGCCUCAGAAGUACAAUCCGAGGUACUGUAAGGGAUUUUGUCCAAGGGCCGUGGGAUAUAUCUAUGGGUCACCAGUGCACACCAUGGUUCAGAACAUCAUUUACGAGAAGCUAGACUCCUCUGUGCCCAGACCUUCAUGUGUCCCGUCAGAGUACAACCCUUUAAGUGUUUUGACCAUUGAGAACGACGGCUCCAUUGCCUACAAGGAGUACGAGGAGAUGAUUGCUACCAAAUGCACUUGUCGAUAAGAUUAAAUUGGCUGUUGAAUCUUUUUUUUUUUUUUUUUUUUGUGAAACAUUGCUUUGUAAAACAGUGUCUUUUUUUUUUUUUGCAUUGGCCAUUCUAAUUAUGAAGAUGAUGAAAUGACUUGACCACAUGUAUCAUACAAUUUGUUUAGUUUAACAUUACUUUUUAUCUGAUUCAAUAAUUUGAAUGAAUUAUGCAAUUGAGUUGUUUUGGUGUUUUCUUAAACACGUUUUCUUUGUAAUAGUUAUAUAUGGGGGUAUUUAAUUUGUUUAAUAGAUUAUUUUUUUCUUUGAUAACCAGUUAUGUUGUUUUAAGUUCUUUUCCUUAGGUUCAUGGUCUUGUCUUGCACUUUCUAUUCCUUAAUCGUGAAUGGCAAAAUUUUUAUAUUUCUAGUUCUGGACAGAAUAUGAAAAGUGUAGUUCUAUUGUCUUAUCAGAACACUUUUACAUUAUUUUUUUAAAACCUGGGAAUUGCAGGAGGUUGUCUCAUGGGCAACCUCUCUCUUCUUGAUGUCCAGAAAAUAAGUUGCCUUAAUUGUGGGCAACUUGAUAUGUGUAUUAAAUGCUUUAAAGAAAGUAAUAGAUGAGAAUGUGUCACGUACGUAUGUAUACAAUUUAUG